Molecule: messenger RNA, 1174 nt
Organism: Amblyraja radiata (thorny skate)
Lineage: Eukaryota; Metazoa; Chordata; Chondrichthyes; Rajiformes; Rajidae
Product: gamma-glutamyl hydrolase-like
Exons: 9
Coding region: 45-974 (309 amino acids)
Biological process (GO): tetrahydrofolylpolyglutamate metabolic process
Cellular component (GO): vacuole
Molecular function (GO): gamma-glutamyl-peptidase activity
Source: RefSeq, a predicted model, not a curated record
UCUCCCAUUUCCCUAACAGCCAGUUGCGUAACAUUGCACUAACUAUGGCUCAGACGGCAGCACUAUUCCUUCUCUUAGUCGGCUGCAGCUCUGGGCACCGGAUGCUGCAAAUUAACCAGAGACCCAUCAUCGGGAUAUUGGCACAGGAAUCGGAUGAUCCUGACCUUCAGUAUGGGAAGAGUUACAUUGCUGCACCUUACGUGAAGUAUCUGGAGUCAGCUGGCUGCAGAGUGGUGCCAAUCAGGCUGAAUUUGACACGUGACGAAUAUGAAAGGAUAUUCUAUUCAAUCAAUGGCAUUCUGUUCCCUGGUGGAGCAGUUGACCUGGAAACAUCCAGUUUUGCUAAAGCUGCAAAGAUAUUCUAUGACCUUGCAUUAAAGGCAUUUGAUGCUGGUGAUUAUUUUCCUAUAUGGGGAACCUGUAUGGGACUGCAACUCCUGGUCACCUUUACUGCUGAAAGGGAUUUACUAAUAAACACUGACACUGAGAACAUUGCUCUCCCACUUAAUCUGACCACUGCUGCCGCAUCGAGUAAAAUGUUUCAGAACUUUCCUCCAGAUCUGUACAAGGCUAUGUCUGUUGAGCCUCUGUCUGCAAACUUCCAUCACUUUUCUGUUGCUGUCCAGACUUUUCUGGAAAAUGAGAAACUAAAUAAAUUCUAUUCAAUCCUGUCCACCGAUACUGACAGAAAAGGUGUGCAGUUCGUGUCCACCAUGGAGGGGAUCCGUCAUCCUAUCUACGGGGUUCAGUGGCACCCAGAAACAAGUCGCUUUCAGUGGCAGCCGGACAUGGCUUUCCCGCACUCUCCAAAUGCGGUUCAACUCUCCUUUUUCCUGGCUGAUUUUUUUGUGAAUGAAGCUCGGAAAAACUUUCAUCAUUUCCCAAGUCCAGAAGAAGAGAAAGCAGCUCUGAUCUAUAAUUACAGCCCACGAUAUGUGCCGACAUCCUGCUAUAUCCAGGUCUAUUUUUUCUAAAGAAUUGUAAAUAGGGUAUUAAUUAUUGCAGAUGCUGUACAAAAAAGGGAUACAAAGUACUGGAAUAACUCAACGGGUCAGGGUUUGAAGAAGGAUAUCGAUCCGAUACAUUGUCUAUCCAUGUUCUCCAGAGAUGCUGCCUGACCCACUGAGUUACUCCAGCACUUUGUGUGUGUGUUUUUUUUUUAAUGAUUGCAAUA